AUGGCAGCCGGCAACUUCUCGCUGCCCCCGGGCCAGCACCCUUACUACCCCAUUGAGAAGGAGAUUGUGGGCUAUCUGGCCAACGAGCUGGGCACGCUGGACCUGCUGCUCAUGUUCGCUGCCGGCUGCGUCGCCAUCUUCAGUGUCACGUACGUGAUGGUCAAGCGCCUGCGCCCCAAUGCCAGCACCGGCGACCUCUCCACCAUCAUGUGGUUUGUGCUGUGCGGCUGCAUCCACUCGUUCUUCGAGGGCUACUUCGCCUACAACUUUAGGAAUAUGGGCGGACUGAACGACCUCUUUGGCCAGCUGUGGAAGGAGUACGCGCUCAGCGACUCGCGUUACCUGACCCAGGACGCCUUCGUUUUGUGCAUGGAGACCGUCACCGCUGUAUUCUGGGGCCCCGGUUCCUUCCUCUGCGCCUACCUCAUCGCCAUCGACCACCCGCUCCGCUACUCGGCCCAACUCAUCGUCUCGCUCGGCCAGUUCUACGGCGACGUACUGUACUAUGCUACCUCGCUUUUCGACCACUACAUCCUCAACCUGUCGUACUCGCGUCCUGAGCAGUUCUACUACUGGGGAUACUUUGUCCUGAUGAACGCUUUCUGGAUCGUGAUCCCAGGAUACCUCAUGUAUCAGAGUGUCAUGGCCACGUGGAGCGCGUUUGCGGCUGUCAACGACGCGGCAAAGCUCGUUGAGAAGAUCGGCAAGAAGCGCAACUAG
Molecule: messenger RNA, 720 nt
Organism: Alternaria ethzedia
Lineage: Eukaryota; Fungi; Ascomycota; Dothideomycetes; Pleosporales; Pleosporaceae
Exons: 2
Coding region: 1-720 (239 amino acids)
Biological process (GO): sterol biosynthetic process
Cellular component (GO): endoplasmic reticulum; membrane
Molecular function (GO): C-8 sterol isomerase activity; cholestenol delta-isomerase activity; steroid Delta-isomerase activity
Source: RefSeq, a predicted model, not a curated record